GUGCAUUUCUAGAAAGUUUGACCCAGUAAGGCAUCUGUAGGAGGAGCAUGUGACCAGCUAACCCGGAAGUCAGACUGUUCGUGUGGAGGAGUUUAGCUGGACGAGACAAACGAAGUGAAUAGCUGGAUGGUGUGCCUGAAGUUUAUAGGUUUCUAAAUAACUUGCCCUUUAGAGUGGUGUCAACAUGGAAGUCAGCCACUCUGUGAAGGAGAGGACCAUUUCAGAAAACAGCCUGAUCGUACUUCUUCAGGGACUUCAUGGUCGCGUCACUACCGUUGAGCUCCGGGAUGAAAGCUCAGCUACUGGCACCAUUACUAAUGUAGAUGCCUUCAUGAACAUUCGCCUGGCAAAGGUCACUUACAGAGACCGCCGAGAGCGAGAGACAGAGCUGGAUGACCUUUUCAUUACAGGACGCAAUGUCCGUUACGUGCAUAUUCCCGAAGAGGUGGAUGUAAUCACCACAAUUGAAAAACAACUGCAGAAAAUUCAAACAGUCCGCGGAUUUGGUGGAACAGGAAGGAAAGAGUUUGCUAGAAGAAAGCCCAAGUGAAAUAAAAAGACUGUAUGCCCAGGGCUCCUUUAGACACUAUGGACAUGCAGUAGCUGCCAUUGAACUGACAUGCAAGAUAGGACGAACAAAGUCUACUUUGCAAAAUAUGCAACAUAUUUUCUUACCAACAUUAUGUUACUCUUUAUAAAGUAUAAUCGAAAUAAGUUAAUGCGGGUUUGGAUUCAUUCUCACUUUUUUUUUUGAUUACAGUACGAUUGCAAUAUUUUCUGUUAGCAGGGAUAUAUAUUUCUUAUGCAUAAUUUUCUGACUGUAAUUUGAUUUUCCUUUUUAAAUUUGGUUUGCAUUUCAA
Molecule: messenger RNA, 860 nt
Organism: Xenopus laevis (African clawed frog)
Lineage: Eukaryota; Metazoa; Chordata; Amphibia; Anura; Pipidae
Gene: lsm10.L
Product: LSM10, U7 small nuclear RNA associated L homeolog
Exons: 2
Coding region: 185-550 (121 amino acids)
Biological process (GO): mRNA 3'-end processing by stem-loop binding and cleavage
Cellular component (GO): cytoplasmic U snRNP body; nuclear body
Molecular function (GO): histone pre-mRNA DCP binding; RNA binding; U7 snRNA binding
Source: RefSeq, a predicted model, not a curated record